Molecule: messenger RNA, 3039 nt
Organism: Meloidogyne enterolobii
Lineage: Eukaryota; Metazoa; Nematoda; Chromadorea; Rhabditida; Meloidogynidae
Source: the annotation of a GenBank genome assembly
AUGGAAUGUGAUACAGCAGAACCCCAACUUUCUUUAAUUUUACCUCAAGCAGGGCCCUUAAAUUUUGGAAAUUUAAGUAACAAAGAAGAGGAGGAUUUACCUAAAUUUGUCUACGCUUAUGGAAGUGACUUUCCAAAAGUAAACUAUUCUUGUGUUUUUGGUUCAACAAUUUCUGUCAGAGGUCAAUGGAUCAGUACUUCUCUUAUACGUUGCGAAUAUCCAAAAAAUAUUUUAAUUGGACCUUCCAAAUUAACUUUUGGAUUAAUUCCUUUAGAUUCCAAACAAUUUGUUCCGAAUAAUCUAGAUUGGCCAACGACUCAUUUUACAUUUUUCUCCAAUAAUUGUUCACCUUCUUGCAAAGGCCAUUGUUUAGGACCUCUUUGUUUAUGUCCAUUUAAUAGGACAGGUCUUCAAUGUGAUCAACCAUUUAAUAAAUUAACAUUAAAUAAUACUGCAAUAUUACAAAAAUUUAAUGGAAAUUUUAGAAAAGAAUUUAUUGAAUUUAUUCCCUAUAUUUUUAAAUUACCUAUUGAGAUUAACCCUUCAAAUGCACGUCUCAGUCUAGAAUCUGAUAUAGAAGGGGGUGGUGGUGGAUUAAAAUUAGAUCCAUUUCAAGAACAAAUUUAUUGGUCUAGUCCAUUGGGUCGAAGCAAACCCUAUUCAAUUUCUUUGAAAAUAGAAAAUGAUGGAGAGGAUCAUCAAUUAAUUAAUUGGACUAUUAAAGUUAAUCCAAGCUAUUCGGCUGAAUUAGAAAGAAGUUUAACAUUAGUGAAUCAAACAAAUGGGAGAGAGUUGAGUGGAAAAAUAAAAUGGGAAGGUAUUUCUAAUAAAAAGCAGCCUUUUGCAUUUAAUUCAAGUCUUCCUUUGCUUAUUCAUAUUUAUGCUACCGAUUCUGCUUGGCCCGUUCCUCUUGAAGAUUUGCCAAUCUGGACAGGGCGGUCUAGUAGUAUGAAUGGUGAAGAGGGUGAUGAUGGGUUUUGUUGCUUCAGACGGUUGCUUUACCCUUAUUUGGGCACUGCUGAGAAAAUAGCUAUCACUGUCAGACAUCCAGGCUCUGAUUUGGAAAAACAUUUACAUAGUCGUGAUCUUCACGAUGAGACAGAUGCGCUUGAAUGGACACAAGAACGUGUAGAAAUAACUGAUUAUUUAAACGAAGUUCAUCCGAAAGAAUGGGAUCAAAAUAACAAAAGUUUAACGUUAAAUUACUCUUUAAGACUUUCCCCUUUGGGUGGAGAUUGUAAGGAUGGAUGGCGUUUUGAAGUUCUUGAACCAAGAGAAUUUAUUUUUAUCGUUGAAAAUGAUAAAUUACAAAUGUUGCAAGACAAGCCUGGAACUUAUCUUUUAAAGCUUAAAUUCCAAUCAUUUGGCGAUAUGGAAAUUUCUGAAGAAAAUAAUGCUCGAAUACCGUUACGUGUUGUAUUUAUGUGUAUGCCUACUGGACAAAGCCUUACCAUAGAACAAGCACUUGUUGGUUUAAUAUUUCCUGGAAAGGAGGAAAUCAAGGCAGUUACUGGAGCUAAAUUAAAUCCGAAGCGUUUAUUUGUUGAUUUAAACAAAAAUCCAUUUAAUGUAAUUUCGUUAAAUAUUUAUUUACCUAAUGAUUUAUCAAAUAAAUUACAAAAAGAUAAUUUAAAAGAAACUGAAUCUUUUUUACCCUUUACAUUAAUUUGGAUUAAUCGACCUUCUCAAAAUAAUUGGCGAUUUUGGUUAAAAUUAAAAUCAGAAGAAAUUGAAAAAUACAAAAAUAUAUUGAAUGAAAGUGGGGGAAAUAUUGAUGGAGCUUUUUUAAUUAAAGGAAAUGAAAAUUUAAUUCUGUCAGUUCCAUAUAGAAUUCAACAAAACAAUUUAAAACAAGAAAAUGACCCUACUUUAUUUUUCUUUACUUUGGUGGUUAAAGGAAUUGGUGGAGGUACUAAUUCUUUACAUCCAACAGAUGUUGAAUUAUUUACUCAAGAACGUGAACAAUAUUAUGCAAAAACUCUUUUUUUAAAUACUCCAGAACAGUUUGGACCUCUUUUUGCUUCCCUCUUUCAAUUAAAAAUCCGUUCUCGUCAUUUCCUUCCAUUUACUAAAUUAAUUAGAAUUAAUCCAUUAGAUAAUAUUUUUAUUGUUGAAUUAAUUCCUAAACCUUCACAAUAUUUUACUUUUGAUGGAAAACAAUUUAAUUCUGAAUGGCAAGGGGUGGAAAGAGUUGAAGAUAAAGAAGAGACUUCAUUAUUCUCCCCUCCAAUUGUUCAUUUUCGUCCAGCUGUUUUUACUCCUCAAUCUCUCUCCAAAUUUGUUGAUGUUGUUUAUGUCCAAGGAUCAACAAACUCUUUUGUUUCUGUCCAGCCUGGAUGGAAUUCUAAUAACCAAAUUUUGGAUUUUCCAAUGUCCAAUUUAAAUUCAAGUCUUUGUUUGGGAUGUGGAUUUCGACAAUUAAUUAAUUUAAAACAAAUUUCAAUGGAAACAAAAUGUGAUGCAAUGACUGUUUCUGUUCCUUUUUGGUCUGCCCAACCUAUUGGACAUUCUCCUGCUAUUUUGAAAUUCUCUCAAUAUUUUUUGUUAACUUCAGAAAAUAAUAAAAUAAAUAAUGAAGAGGAAGAUAUUGGAGAGAAUGAAGAAGAAGAAAAUAAUAAAAUAUUAAAUAAUGAUAAUCAACAAUUUAAAUUUCCCCGAAUUUGUCAUCAAAAAGAAGAUGAAAAUGUGGAUGGGCAAGGUCUUCUACCAUUCGGUUUUCGAACCCAUAUUCUACAAAAUUGUGCAUUAUCUCAUCUUCGUAUUUGUCGCCAACUUUAUAACCCAUCAGGCCCUCGUUGUCAAAAUUGGUGGAAACAAAUACCAGAUUCCUUACUUUCAGUACAUUCUAUCGCCCAAUUUAUUCUUUUAUCAGUUAAUUGUAAUAAAGAAAAGAAUAGUCCAAAAGAAAUGCUAAAAUUAAUUAAAUGUAUUCGAAAAGUUGAUUGGAAUUGCCCUUUACAUCCUAUUGAAUCAGAAAUGGCACCUCACAUUGAAGGACAGAUUUUUAAUCAGGUAAAUAAAACGAUUUAUUACCCUUGA